CGGCGAAGGGUGGAGGACGGUGCGGCGGGUCCCCUAUCCCUCUUCCCCGUCGACAACGUGGCGGCGUUUGGGCGCUGGUGGGUGGAGUCUAGGGCGGCAUCUCGGUGAUUUCAGCGGGGACCAAGGCACCGGUGGAGGCAGGCCUCAUGUCUCAGGUGUCAUCAUGUACUGCUCGCACUCGGCGGACAUCACCACCUGACAUGUCUGGAACUGUCGAUCCGGAGGCACCAAUUGAUGAAGUGUUGAAGUUGCCAUUGAUAAAGUGCCCUGAAUGUAAGGAUAGGAGGGUGUUUGCUGCCACUACCAUGAAAUCUGAGGUUAACCGUGGAAAAAGAUACUUCAAGUGUGCUAGGCAAAGCUAUGGGACAUGUUCUAGCUAUUGGUUUGAGGAAGAAUAUGUGCUCUAUCUAGAGGAUAAUGGAUAUAUACAAUCAGCUGCGAGGACGACAAAAGUUGCCAAGGACGUAGGCAAAAUUGAAAGCUUCACCCAAAGCCUGAACAAGCUGAAUGAAGUGGUAGUGAAGAACAAGGAUGGCAUGGCAAGCUGCAUUUGUCUAGUCUGUGGAUGUGUGAAUGUAACACUGUUUCUACUGUUGGCCAUUUUAUUGGUUGUAGCUGUAGUGUUCAAGUAGGCAAGGCUAAUGAAGGUGUUGGGCAUCUGUUUGGUGCUAGCUGUAGUGUUCAAGUAGGCAAGGCUGAUGAAGGUGUUGGGCAUCUGUUUGGUGCUAGCUGUAGUGUUCAAGUAGGCAAGGCUGAUGAAGCAGGGUGUUGGUGAAAAUGAUGUAAUGAACUUAUUAUGCUAGAUUUGUCUUUGUUAUGAACUAUGGGCCUUUGUCCCCUUGGACAUCU
Molecule: messenger RNA, 849 nt
Organism: Sorghum bicolor (sorghum)
Lineage: Eukaryota; Viridiplantae; Streptophyta; Magnoliopsida; Poales; Poaceae
Exons: 3
Coding region: 147-632 (161 amino acids)
Source: RefSeq, a predicted model, not a curated record